UACACAGGUGUGACGUGCAGCAGGUCCUUAGGUGUUCACUCCCAGCCUUGCUCAGCCUGUCUGCUCAGGUUCAAAGAGAGGUAGGAGAGCUCUCAGAGUUACCUGUGACAGGUGAGCAUGAAGCUCAGGGACACAGACAGGCUGACAGUAAGAAGCAGCAGUUUCUCACAUUUGUGCGUUUCACUUCUUAACACAGACAUUCAGUGACCCCACAGAGGAAGCUGCAAGGCUGAGAAUCCUUUCAAAGUAAAAUCCUUAACGUGUGGUCUGCUCACAGUUCAGACUUUCCAAAGUAAACCUACAAACACACCUCUGAGCUGUGAUGAGAGUCUGACUCAGGUGUACCUUAAUCAUCUGUGUGUCCACAGAGCUGCAGUCACCUGCCUCGUCUUCAUCAUCUCACACACAGGUGAGUCUCCCUCUGUUCUCUCAUCAAACAGGAAGACUUUAAAUUCAACGCAGCUAUGUAGAGUCCAGUAAUCAGAUUGCAGUUACUGAUCAGACAGAUGGGUAGACUUUGUCUCUGUUGUGUUUUAAAUGCAGUGCAGGUUUUUCCACUCUGUGAGGUGGGAGCGUCUCAUUUUUCUCCAGUGUGCUGAUGUUUCUCCUGAAGCCUUCGUUAGUCACUGUCUUUACUCGUCAUUGGUUUUGGUGACUUUUGGUGAUGUUGGUGCGUCUGUGUGAUGUCACAUGAUACUAAAGCAGGAGAGAAGUUUAGUAUCUUGGUUUAGAGAGGAACGUCAUCGUGGUGAAGAGAGAGCUGUGGGUGAAAGCUAACCUAAUCAUUCAGAGGGUCUUAAGGUAGAGCUGCUGCGCCUCCACAUCAAAGGGAGGCAGUUGACUUUGUUCAGGCAACCGGCUGGAUGCUGCUCUGACUCCUCCCAGACGAGAUUUUUCAGGUAUGUCCUCCUUUGAAAAGUCUGUAGUGCAGAUCCAAGACACACUGGAGAGAUUAUGUCUCUCAGCUGACUUAAGUGUGAUCUAAGCUGGUGUGAGAAAUCCACGUUCUAACAUACAAUGUAGCAGGAAACCCCUUUUAACGCUACACUGUAACCUUCCAUGUCAAUCAUUCAUUAAGGGCUGUGUCGACCCCACGUGUAGUUACGCUUUUCUGAGAUUACGUGUCAGGUAACCUCCCUCAGCAUGGUUUCGAUGCUUGCUGUUGUGUUUGUGUGUCUGUCAGUGAGCAGAGUGGUGCACGUGUGCGCCCCGGUUGGAGGUGAAGUCCUGCUGCAGUGCGUCUGCCCCGAGCUGCGGCGUUUGCCUCACAGAGUCGGUGUUUUCUGGAGGGACAGAGAGGACCGGACUGUGCUGGACAUCAUCCUCAGCAGCCCGUAUGUUCGCUUCCAACAUCACCUGUUCAGAGGGCGAGUGCAGAGCUUCCCUCACACCUGUAACCAGGGAAACUUCUCCAUCCUCCUGAAGCACCUGCAGCUGUCAGACAGCAGCAGCUACACCUGCUUCAUCCCACAGCUGAAGCUCAAGGAGACGAUCCAGCUCACUGUGUCAGAUCACUGCGUGUCUGAAGCUCAGAGGACUCCUGGACCUUCAUCUGCAGACUCCAGCUUCACAGCAGGUUACCUUCAUCUCACCACCAGCCUCACGCUCCUCAUCUUCCUCCUACUGAAUCCUUGAUAGGAGCGAGGCCUCGAACACAGACUGAGCUGGACUCUUUCUUUAUUUAAAGACUAAAUACUUUUAUGGAUGAUCCAAGAGCAUUUAUUAUUAUUAUUAAUGUUAUUUAUUGAGUAAAUAAAUCCACAGGAUGAGGAGAGGAAAUGUAGACCAUUAUCUACACACUGAUCAUAAACACUGGCACUGUGUUUGGAGGUGGGCGGGGUUACAGCACACCUGAAGCACGAAUAAAGCUCACCUGGUGGUAAGAUGGUCACAAUGAAGUGAACUCUGACCUCUGAGGGAUAAAAGGUACAAAGAGAGCAUCAAGAGGAGGAGAAGGAAGGUUUCAUUGGAGACAGAUGUUUGUGAUGAUGUUCAUGGUGGUGGGUCAGUGAUGGUAAACAGCUGAGGCUCCCUCUGGUGGACACAUUAAUAACCACAGCUUUCCUCUCUCUCUUUAUCCCGUAUCUUUAAUUAUUGUCUCACUUUCAUUGUUAUUGUUUGCACAUUUUUUCCUGUUUGUGAUUUAAUGUAGAUUUUUCUGUUAGUACUGUAAAGAUAUUUUUG
This is a messenger RNA of Neolamprologus brichardi, 2184 nucleotides long. Lineage: Eukaryota; Metazoa; Chordata; Actinopteri; Cichliformes; Cichlidae. The record is from RefSeq and is a predicted model, not a curated record.